CUCUCUCUGCUUGUUCUCGUCUUUAUUCUCUUGAGAUUUCUUCGACCAUGAAGGCAAUGUUAUGGAGGACGAGCUCCGGCCAGAUGGCGAUCCCGUCGUUGGGGUCGGUCUCGCCGAGAGGUGUUUCCAUUCACGAUUUCGGUACCGGAGUCUCCUUCACACCGAGAAGCGGCUCCUCCUCCCCGAGGGCGCCCUUGCAUUUCGAGGUGAGGGACUCUGGUCACUCUCCUGGUUUCCGCCGAGUGAGGUCGGAAACGGACUUGUCGCAGUCUGAGGGGGAUGACUCCGGUGCCAGGCUCAGACAGUUAGCGUCGAGUGCGUUUCCGGCGCUUCCGGUGCCUAAGGGACCCGGAAGGGUGGAGAGGACGAAGAGUGUGGGGAUUUUGGAGGAGGACGAGGAAACUCUAACGAUCGGGGCGCUCGCGGGGAUGGUGACGGAGGAGGAACAGCUGUUGAAGGAAGAGGUAUGGUUUUCCGGUGGCGGGAGUGGGAAGGGAGGUCGGACGGGAGGCAGAAAUGGUGGCGGCGGCGGCGGAGGCGGACAUGAGUCAUCUAGUGAUGGAGAAUCCGAUCAGAGUAGGGUCGGGGCAUAUUACAAGGAGAUGUUGAAGGCAAACCCAAGGAAUCCGCUUUUGCUGAGAAAUUAUGGAAGAUAUUUGCACGAGGUGGAAAAGGAUGCGGCUCAAGCAGAGGAAUACUAUGGACGAGCCAUCUUAGAGUCUCCAGGCGAUGGAGAGGUGUUGUCUCUUUAUGCCAAACUGAUAUGGGACACCCACAAAGACGAGAAGAGAGCUGAAAGCUACUUCGACCAAGCUGUGAAAGCCUCCCCAGAUGACUGCUAUGUUCUUGCUUCAUACGCUCACUUCCUCUGGGAUACUGAAGGAGGUGAGGAGGAGGAAGAAGAAGAUAAAAAGCUAGAAGGGAAGGUUGGGGGGUCAUCGCCUUUGAUUGCUGCUUAUUGACGAAACGAGACUACUGCUACUUUUGCUGCUCUGGAACACCUCUAGUCCUUAACCCAUCGUAGUUACUAACAGCGCUUGAUAACUAGGCUCUGCUUUUUGUAUCAUAAACGAGGAGAGUUCUUUGUAAAUUUGACGGGAAUAAGAGUAACUCCUGUGUCUAUUUUUGUUACUGACUUUGUAAGAUAGGAGUGAGGUGCAUCACUUCCAAAUUGUACAGUAUCUAUUGCCUUUGUACCACGCACACCGCCUGUAAUCUUCAGUUGCCACUAUUAUAGAACCAAUAAUAUCAUCUAA
Messenger RNA from Nymphaea colorata (pocket water lily), 1256 nucleotides. RefSeq lists its product as uncharacterized. The transcript has 3 exons. The coding region runs from base 48 to 962 and encodes 304 amino acids. Gene Ontology annotation, molecular function: protein binding. The record is from RefSeq and is a predicted model, not a curated record. NCBI's taxonomy places the organism in Eukaryota, Viridiplantae, Streptophyta, Magnoliopsida, Nymphaeales, Nymphaeaceae.